Monoraphidium neglectum is the source of this 813-nucleotide messenger RNA. RefSeq lists its product as hypothetical. The transcript is spliced from 4 exons. Bases 1 to 813 code for a protein of 270 amino acids. Gene Ontology annotation, cellular component: membrane. Lineage: Eukaryota; Viridiplantae; Chlorophyta; Chlorophyceae; Sphaeropleales; Selenastraceae. Gene Ontology annotation, biological process: Golgi vesicle transport. The record is from RefSeq and is a predicted model, not a curated record.
AUGGAGCUGGAGCCGGCAGACGCGCCGCCCAGGGGCCCUGACCCCUUCAACGCGGCCGAAGAAGUGGUGGACAGAGUGCUGCGCCACGUCCAGCGGCUGCAGUCCUCCGCCCAGGCGGGGGACGCCGACGCCGCGCGCCGCCUGCCGGCGGCGCUCGCGUCCCUGGAAGACCAACUCUCGGCCCUCGACGCCGCAGUGGCCCAGAUGGCCCGCGCCCCCGAGCGCUUCGGCCUGCCGCCCUCCACCGUGCGCCGGCGGCGGGAGCUCGUCGAAGCGCUGCGACUGGAGGCGGCGGCGGUCGCGCGCGCGGCGUCCGGCGGCGCCGCCGCGACCAGCGUGGCUGGCGACGGCGGCGGCGCGGCCGGCCGCGCUGGCGGGGGCAGGGAAGCGAGUGGGUCUGAGGAGUUUCAGGACGUUGACCUGGGUGCUGCCGGCAGUGGGCGGCUGAACGGCGGCACAGACACGGCAAAGGCCUCCCGGUGGUACUCAGACCACAUCAGCGCAGCCAAGCAGCCGCAGCGGCAACCCCCGCCGUCGCCGCCCUACUCUUUCAAUACGCGCACCGCCGUCCCCUCGAACCCUGCGGCCGCCGCGCGGCGCGGCGGCGACCAGGGCUCCGGCGGCGGCGGCCGCGGCGGCGGCGCUUACGGCAGUGGCAGCAGCGGCUACGGCGGCGGCGGGAGCGGGCGCGCAUACGGCGGCGGGGGCGGGGCGGGCGACGAGGAGGGGUACUUGCAUCAGGAGAUGCAGCGGCACAUGAUGCGGGAGCAGGAUGAGAUGCUUGGGGACAUCGAGAUGCAGGUCGGCCGGUGA